This is a messenger RNA of Microtus ochrogaster (prairie vole), 1607 nucleotides long. It is a transcript of the gene Mettl24, whose product is annotated as methyltransferase like 24. The record is from RefSeq and is a predicted model, not a curated record. NCBI's taxonomy places the organism in Eukaryota, Metazoa, Chordata, Mammalia, Rodentia, Cricetidae.
GGCAGGAUAAGGUUACGGCCCGGGCCUCCUCUGUGACAGAGUGGAAGGCGGGCCGACACCCGGCCCGCUGGGGAGUUGCCAUAGUUGGCAGCCCGGGGCCAGUGGGGACGCUUCUGUGCUGGCGUCCCGGAGCUGAGGGUGGGACCCAGAUUGCAGCCUGAGGCCGGGGUCCCCGUCAUGGCCACAGCCAGGUCUCCCGGGCGCGGCUGCGGAGUCCUGCCCCGGUGGCUGCUCGGUGCUGCCCUGCUGCUGGGCCUGCGGCUCUGCAUGGAGCUGCACCGGGCGGGUUCCGGACUCCCGGGUCUCCGUGUUCCCCCGGAGCUGCCCCGGCCGCACCUGCUGCCAGCACCCGACCCUCCGCGCGGCGCCAGAAGGAGGCAGGUGACCUACGUGCGCAGCGGGCGCCGAGCACUGCCCCGGAGUGGCGGGAGCACAACGCCUGAGCUGAGCUGUUGCGCCCCACGCGGGCUUUCCCGCAGGAAGGGUCCCCGGUGGCACAUAGAGCUUCAGCCUUGGGCAGGCCCUGCUCAGUCCCUGGAUGAAGAAGCCUCAAGGUUCCUGAGCUACAUCAGCACCACUCAGAUUGCAUGCGAUCACAUGGGUACAGACAGCUUGGCUACUGAUUCCAGCCCCGCAACGAAGCCCUGGCUGGUGUGUCUUGAUGACAGGUUUGGCUUAGCUCAUCAAAUCCGCAGCAAGCGGUGCCGCCUCUACUCCUUAGGGCUGGGGAAUGACGACACGGACUUUGAGGUGAGCAUGGCCAAUGAUGGGUGUGAGGUACAUCGUUUUGAUCCUAGUGUCAAAUCAGCCCACAUUCUGGAGAGCCAGCGCCUCUGGCAUCACCGUUUGUCCAUCGACUGGAGGGAUCCACAUCCAGCUGUGGCUGCUCAAAAGCCACGUAGCAACACCAGAAAACUGGGAAGCAUUUUGAAUGAAUUUGGGCAUCACAAGAUUGACGUUCUCAAGGCAGAUCUGGAAAGUGCAGAAUGGAAAGUUCUAGAAAAUCUUAUUCUGGAAGAUGUCCUUGAGCAGAUUGGCCAGCUCAUCUUUGAGAUUCAUCUCCACUGGCCGGGCUUUGAGGUCAGUGGCAGUGAGAGCAGUGUGGUGAGGUUUUGGUACAGCCUCCUGAAGGAGUUGGAGCAGAAGGACUUCCGGCUUUUCCACACCUAUAAGGACUUAUCGAAGCCUCAGCUCUUCCUGAAGAAGGACAUUUUCAAUGCCAGCAGCUGUUAUACGCUGAGCUGGGUGAACACAAGGUGGAAGUAGUGCAAUACAAAGCAGUGUUUGCAGAUAGUGGCGUCCGUGCUUCCGGUCAUGGAGCUACGUGUCCAGCUUCCACUAGCGUGUUACCUGCGCGGGGCAGGGGCCGUGUUACUGUCUCUGCAGUACAUGAAGCCUUGAGCUUGACAACAACAGCAGCAGGAAGAACACCUCUGCGUUCCCAGACUGAGACUUUUCUGUUUUGCCUUUGACAGACUGAGGGUGUGUCCUCUUCACUCUCACUUGGUGGGUAGAAAUAUCCCGCCUGUGCCGGUUUCUGGUUUCCUUAAAAUUCAUUAUGUGUCUAUAGCUCACAAGUUUACAUUAAAACGAAAUUUUAUUCAUUU